Molecule: messenger RNA, 1986 nt
Organism: Capronia epimyces CBS 606.96
Lineage: Eukaryota; Fungi; Ascomycota; Eurotiomycetes; Chaetothyriales; Herpotrichiellaceae
Exons: 1
Coding region: 1-1986 (661 amino acids)
Biological process (GO): xenobiotic detoxification by transmembrane export across the plasma membrane
Cellular component (GO): membrane
Molecular function (GO): xenobiotic transmembrane transporter activity; antiporter activity
Source: RefSeq, a predicted model, not a curated record
AUGGCCACUCCAACAAAACUCUCGGGCACGCUGGAUCGGGUCUCAAGCAUUACCAGCAGAGUGUUCUCUAGCUCUUUCCCUAGCGCAUCUCCCAUCGCACAGGAAUCUCUGGCCCGAGAUCUUGCAGAAGACACCGACUCAGACGCUAUGGUCUCGGACGACGAUGAAUCCGAGAGCUCGACUUUACGUCCUUCAACGUCUGCUCCCGGCGGAGGAUACUCUUUUGUUGGAUCAUACAGGAGACCCAGCUUUGCGGGGGCUGGAAAUAGAGCCACUGUGCUUCCACAAUUUGUACGGGAGCAUGACAGACUAUCUAAAGAAGAGAGAAAACAAGCAUUGGAGGAAGAGAGAAGCCUGCUGCGAGACAACAAUAUCAUUCCCCCUAAACAUCCACUGGCCGAGGACAGUGGACGAAGAAAGAGCCUGUUUGGCAGCUACCUCUCUAUUCCCGGCGGAGAUCGCAAGGCCGGUCGAGACGAGGAAGCUGCUCCUGCAUCCGAUGGUGUAGCCGGAGUCGCUUCGGAGGUCUCUCCUCUCCUCGGAGACCCAAGCCUGCCUUAUGGCGGACAGGACGACCCAGAGACCCUCGACGCAAAAUGGGAACAGGCCGUUGCCGCCGGCAUGAUCCAUACGACCUGGCAGCGCGAAGCCAAAGUCAUUGCCGCUUACUCCGCGCCGCUGAUGGUCACAUUUGUCCUGCAGUAUUCCUUGACCGUCGCCAGUAUCUUCACCGUGGGACAUAUCGGGACGGUCGAAUUAGGUGCUGUGAGUCUUGCAUCCAUGUCGGCCAACAUCACCGGCUACGCAAUCUACCAAGGCCUGGCCACAUCGCUCGACACGCUCUGUGCACAGGCCUACGGAUCUGGGCGCAAGAAACUCGUUGGCCUGCAAAUGCAACGGAUGGUUUUCUUUCUAUGGACGAUCUCCAUCCCGAUCGCCAUCGUCUGGGUGCUUGCCGAAAAUAUCCUUCGGGUGAUUGUCCCAGAGCCUGCGGUCGCUGAACUAGCAGGGCUAUAUCUGAGGGUUGUUUUGUUCGGCGCUCCUGGAUACGCAGCAUUCGAAGCAGGCAAACGGUUUGUGCAAGCCCAAGGCUUGUUCUCGGCGUCGUUGUACGUCCUCAUCGUUUGUGCGCCUUUCAACGCUUUCUUGAACUGGCUCUUGGUUUGGAAAUUCCAGCUGGGGUUUGUCGGUGCUCCUAUCGCGGUGGCAAUCACGGACAACCUCCUACCACUGGGUCUGUUCAUCUACGUGCGCUUCUUCUCCAAGACCGGCAUGUCAUGCUGGAACGGCUUUACCAAGAAGGCAUGGCAGAACUGGGGGCCGAUGGUGAAACUGGCGUUGCCGGGUGUGGUGAUGCUCGAGGCCGAGGUUCUGGCAUUCGAAGUGCUCACAUUUGCCUCCUCAUACUUCGGCACCACAAUCCUUGCUGCGCAGUCUGUCCUGGCCACUCUCACCUCCAUCACUUUCCAGAUCCCCUUUCCGCUGUCGAUCGCGGGGUCUACGCGUGUCGCGAAUCUCAUUGGCGCCACCCUCGCCGACGCAGCGAGAGUCAGCACGCGCGUUACCUUUACCGCCGCCAUCGUCGUGGGCAUCAUGAACGUGACCCUCCUGUCUUCGCUCAAGGACUACAUCCCGCACCUGUUCACCUCGGACCCGGAAGUUGUCCGAGUUGUUUCGAAGAUCCUGCCUCUCUGCGCUGCGUUCCAGCUCUUUGACGCGCUCGCGGCCAACUGCAACGGCGUCUUGCGUGGUCUCGGCCGACAGGAAGUGGGCGGCUACGUGCAGCUGUUCUGCUACUAUGUGGUCGCCAUGCCCAUCAGCUUUGGCACCGCUUUCGGCCUAGGCUGGGGUCUGUGGGGUCUGUGGACCGGCGUGGCCAUCGCCCUGGGGCUGGUGGCUUUGAUCGAAUUUAUUUAUCUCUAUCGCACGGACUGGCAGCGGAGCGUGGAGGAGGCCCGGGCGAGGAACCAGGAAGGCGGUGCGUGA